Messenger RNA from Serendipita indica DSM 11827, 5316 nucleotides. Lineage: Eukaryota; Fungi; Basidiomycota; Agaricomycetes; Sebacinales; Serendipitaceae. The record is from the annotation of a GenBank genome assembly.
AUGCCUCUGGAUUCACACCCUCUAUCGGCAGAAGAGGUGGUAUCAGCGUCCAGGAAGCUUCGCUCGAGGCCUCCCAAACCGAACGAUGAUGACCCCCCACGUCCCGUCACGAGCUACUUUACCCUCAAAUCGCAGUCGGAUGAGCGCGCAGCCAGCUCGCUACACCAGGUCACGGCGUCGGAUACGUCGGACAUGAAUGCAACCGUCAAACCCCCUCUUCGUCGACCAAAGUCCAAUCCUUUUGGCCCGACUUUCGCAACAGGCCCUAUCUCGCCCGUUCCAAGUGACGAGUCCGUACACAGGAGGACAUCGUCCGCUCAUCCGUUUGCCAGUACCAGUCGUCAUUCUUCGUAUCAGGUAGAUCAUAAUCGACAUCUAUCUACUCCAGGGAUUACGCCACGAGCCCAACCGAUUCCGUUGGUUUCAGAGUCGUCAUUCCUAUCAGACGAGGCUGCAUCGCUAAUCCUGUCCACAAUGUGGCACGAGAUUACGGAAGAUGAAGUAUUCUCGACCAUGGCGCGCCUCACAAAAGUGGCAGGGGCAGCGCAUCCUCCAGAACAUAUUUAUGGAGCUGCACUUCGCCUCUUAUCCGCCAAACUACACGACAAACCCAAAGAUGCUGUGGCAAAGAAUUCUGUUGAAGGAGCUCUGCAAAUCACGGGGGCAUCAAGCCCUACAGUAGACGAGACGCGGCAAUCGCAGAAACAAACUGCACUCAAAACAAUAGACGGGCCACAAUUGGAUAUGUCUGACUCGCUCACGGAGGCGAUCGCAGAGGCAUUCACUCCAUUGGGUCUUCCGAGCAGCGUAGUCCUUACCUCGCCAAUCGAAAGCACCAAUGCAAAUGAUGAUACUAGAUCAAUCGCUUCUUCCAGAAUAAAUGACAAAGACACGCCGGACAGGGCCAGCAUUCGCAGCCGGGUCAGUACUCGAAGCAAGGAGAGUAGACAUCGGCCCAUGUCUACGCUUGGAGAGUGGAUGGGCGGGUGGUGGCGAGACAAGAACAAGAGUGACGGCUCUCUAGGUGUAGAAAAUUCUACACGGGAACGUUCUAUAUCUCCCGAGGGCGACGAGACAGAACGUGAUCAAAAGAGACAGAAAGGUUCAAACCCGAAGAGUGCGCUGUCGCCGCUAGCAACAUCUAAUGCGCCACAAUACAUAACGGGUACAUCCUCUGACGGCAAGAAGCAGACGCGACGCAAACUCUCUAUUGUCGUAUCACCAUCAAGCGGACCUGACAGAUCACCGACAACCGGAAGGUUCCAACCCCUUCCUACACCUGUCCUUCCACCUGUAAUUGCGACGCAGAUACAUACACCCCCCGAACAGCCGACUCCUUCGGUCCACGGGUCGUAUAAGAGCACGGAGGCUCCAGCUUUGCCAUCGGGGCCACAUCCAUAUCAUAUUCGCGCAAUCUCCUAUGCCACUCGGGUCAUGACUGGCGACCCCAGUAGUGUCCUGCUGGAUAGCGGCAUCAACACCUCUGCUUUUAUUGCAGAACGCGCCCACGAUCUGGUCGCUAAUCUUAAAUACGAUAAGGGUUUUGUGCUACGUGAAGACCGAGGUGGCCAAAGGAGCACGCCACAACGACCAUCAACCGCUACAUCGGAGGUCUCGAGUCCAGCUCUGGCGGUGGUUCAUAUCGAGUCAACCGAGUCCAGGGAAACCAUUGUAUCCAACUUGACAAAGACGUUAAACUCAAGUACACUGGCUGGAAUCGGUCGACGAACAAGUUCCAAAGCAUUUGCUGCCCCCCUUUUCGCGCCUUUCGCUGCUCGACCAUCCGCCACCUCCGAACCGCCAAAGACCACGACUACGUCAUCUGUUGUACCACCCCCUGGCCCAGCAAUCAAUCCGACUCGGAAAUUAGGGACCGUUGAACUCGACUCGAUCAUUCCGGUCGAAGCAAAACCGCCUACCCUCUACCUGUCGAGACAAUACUCGUCCUCCAUUGCCGUUCCCGGAUUCAAACCAUCCGCAUUUCCUUCUGCACCUUCAAGGUUUGCCAACAAGUUGAAACAACCCGCCCAACUCCAGACUGAUAGAUUUGGAUUCAUCUACGAUGCUUGUGUGUACGAUGUGAACCUACUCGCACAGGCUCGAGAAUUCCACAACUCUGCACCUGCUUGCCUCACAGGUGUUCGCAUUGCAGAUCGGGAAGUAGAGUCUGAGGAUGAAGAGUGGUGGCCAAGUUACGAAGGCGAACUACCUCCGUCGAAGAAGAAACAACUCAAAAUCAUGUCAGAGCCGUGCUCCUGUCAAGAUGGCAUCCUACCUCAGCAAGAGGGUGAAGACAUAUCUCCACCUGCGGAGACAAAGCCAUCAGACCUAAGUGCAGCACCUCAGGAUCCGCCCAACAGACGAGAAGAUGUGGUACCAAACCACGUUUGUAUAACGACAGUGAGAGUCCUCCUUACGGAGCUCACAACGGUGCACGACGAGAAGCAGCGGCAACAGCAAGUAGAGUGGGAUGCAUUGGUUAGGAAGGCUAAGCGACGUAUCAAAGAGUCUACAUCCAAGCAAGGGACAGCCCAAGCCGUCCUCGCACAGGCGUCUUCAGGAGCAGCUGCACUACUCGGUCUCUCCCGACCCCCCGAAGAGGCAGAUCCAGAGCACCAAGAAGAAUCGUGGACUGCAGGCCUCGGGCUCGCGCACAUCUCGACAAGCAAAGAAGACAAGAAAGAGUUUGAUCGGAUGAUACGGGCGGGAAUUCCUCUGACCUACCGAGCGAAAGUGUGGUACGAGUCCAGUGGCGCACUCGAAAAUCACGAACCUGGAACGUUUCGCGAUCUCUGGCUCGAGGCCGAAAAACUACAGAGACAGACGAAGGAAGGAGUCGCGAAGCACCUGACCAUGGAGGAGAUUGAGAAAGACGUCACGCGGACCAUGCCCUUGAACAUCUUCUUUGGUGGAGAUGGCCAGGGUGUGGACAAACUAAGAGCUGUUCUCGGUGCUUACAGCCUGCGCAACCCAUCCGUCGGUUAUUGUCAAGGGAUGAAUCUUGUAGCCUCAACUCUACUACUGGUGUUUGCGAAUCAAGAAGAAGCGUUCUGGGUUUUUGUGGCCAUCAUAGAACGGAUCCUCCCGGCGGAAUUCUUCUCCCCGUCUUUACUGGUCUCGAGGGCAUGUCCAAUGGUCCUAUUGGACUAUGUCGAGGAGCACCUCCCAAAGUUAUUCAAACACCUAGGCGACAUGUCCGUAGACCUUCCAGCAAUCUGCUUCAGCUGGUUCUUAUCGUUAUUUACCGACUGCCUACCAGUUGAGACCCUGUUUAGAGUAUGGGACCUUCUUCUCUGUGACAAAGAGGGGAUGGAUGUACUAUUCCGCCUCUCUUUCGCAAUACUCAAGAUUGGGGAGUCUGAUCUCCUCCGUUGUCAGUCACUUUCUGGGAUUUACUCUGUACUUGAAAGUCUUCCGACAAGAAUGUGGGACGCGGAUAGGCUUCUGAAGAUUGAACUCGAACUGCGUUCGAUGAUUCAUCAUGAUGAUAUACUUGAUGCAGAGAAAAGUGCAGUACACUCUGUGACGAUCUUUCAGUCGGAUAGCGCAGAGAUAGUGCGGAAAUUCACGAUUGACCUCAAGAGUGGCGAUAAUGUCGUAGAAAUCACUCAUCUUCCGCAUAAUAUGGUGGUAGAUUCCCUCAGAGUCUCGGGUAUAGGGAAUGCAAUCCUCUCGGACGUCGUCUGCAUCCCACCCAAGCGUGGGGGUCGCCAUUCUACCACGGGCAAGUCGGAGACAUUGAUCGCGCUCGAAGAUGAAGUGUCGCUUGUGACGAGUCAGAAGAAAGUACUGGACUACCAGGCUAUGGCGCUCGUCAACUAUUCUCGCACACUAUCAGCGGAACACAUGAGUCCCGAUGAUUUUUUCGCUUUUCUGCACGGUUUUAAGAGUAUGGGUCUCACAAAUAACGAGGAGACGAGUGCUCUCGAUCUGCGCCUUCGCGAAUUGGAGAAAAAGUGUGCAAAGGAAAUCGAGGAUCCUGCAGAGGAGCAUGAUAGCUCGCAUCUCCGUAACAUGAGAGUUAAGCUCACCAUCUCUUCUGACACAGAUCACGCGGCAGAAAUUUCGCUCACUUACUUGGUCAAGAAAGCGUCGUGGAAGCCAAUGUUCGAUUUGCGUGCAGUCACUGGUCCUGAUGGAAUGCCAACGAACAAGUUUGCGUUGCACUAUCGGGCAUCCGUCCAGCAAUCAACCGGAGAGGAUUGGACGGAUGCCAUCCUGAAUCUUUCAACUGCCAGCCCAGAUUCGCUUUCGACGAGAAUUCCAACUCUGAAUAGUGUCAAGAUUGUCGCCGGUAGCGGCGGCCUAUUUGGCUCCAAACCGGUUGCCGCUGCUCCCCAAGCAGCUCUCUUUGGACAGACCGGUGGAUUCAGAUUAUUCGGUAGUAGCCAGAACAAUAACAACAACGCACAAAGCACGAAUUCUUUCGGUGCCUUUGCCAAUACACUGCCUGCCGCAGCCCCAGCUGGUGCCCCCUUGCCGCCCGCCCCAAGUGGUUUCGGCCAGCAAACGCAUCUGGCAGACUAUGAUGGGGAAGAAGGAGAAGCCGAGAGUGUAGCAGAAGCUCUUCCUCAAAUCGAGGUUCCAGACGCCAUUGCCUCAAAGAACAGCAUGGCCACCAACUUUCAGGUCGUCGGUCAAGUCAAUAUCCGCAGCGAUGGAUCAACGCACAAAGUGGCUAUUGCGACACUGUCUCUAAACUCGAGCAUUGAUCAAGUGGUAGUUCCUCGUGGUAUUAACGGGGCAUAUUUCCACGCAAAAAUUCAAAACUCUUCUAAAGAUACGCAUCUUCUUCCUGGAAGCAUGAGUGUCUACCUCGAUGAAGGGUUCAUUGCUCAGUCGGAAGUACCACACGUCUCUCCUGGAGACUAUUUCACAUGUUCCCUCGGUCGCGACUAUACGAUCGGGGUUGCCUAUGACCAGAAGAGCAAGCGCUUGCCCGUACCAACCAAUCUGUUUGGGCAGAAUCAACAACGGGUCGUGUAUACGGUCACUUGUACGGUGACAAAUAGAAAGGAUCCGCCGGUUCGUGGGUUGAUAGUCCGGGACGUGAUCCCAGUGGCGGAAGGAGCUGCCAUCAAAGUUGUCCUCACCAAGCCCGCUGGCCUCGCGGAAAUGGAGGAAGGACAAGAACUCGAGGUCGAGCAAGGUGUCUGGAUACGCUGGUGCAAAUCUGCGCGGGACAAGGGAGGGAUGAAGGAGGGCCGGCUCGAAUGGCGCGUGGACUUGGAGAGCCGAGCGAGCAAGGCACUUGUGCUCGAGUGGGAAGUAUCAUCUCCACCUGGCAACCGCUGGGGCUUCCAAGUUCAAAGGUAG